AGGGACUGGCACUGUUACAAAACUGUCGCGAUAUUCAGAUUCUUACACUCACAUGCGAUUGAUUCUCGUAAUUUGUUUUGCUGCAGCUGUAGAAGCCGGAGUAGGUGAUUACCUUGCCGAAGUAGGUAAUUUCUUUCGCAAGCUAUUUGGUGGAAACAAGAUGGAGGAUGGAAACAAAGAAAAACUUCCUGUGAUCAGUCCAGAUCCGGGCCAGCUUACCGAAUUGCAUGUUAAUCCAAAUCUAGGAGAUGAAAUCAAGAUUCCGCGCGCAGGUUCCAAGAAUCCCAGUGAAGGAGCAGAGAUUUAUAUUCCAAGCAAUCGUGUUCCGGUCAAAGAUGAUCGAAUUAUGCAGUAAAAUAAGGUUAUAGUGCAGUCUGAAAUAAUGGUUUUCUGAUUACGAGAUUUCUCCCUCAAGCGUAUGUCUGUGAUCAUCUUUGUCAUCAUUUCAUUGUCAAAAUAUCUAUUACGAAUUUAUACAUAGAACUACACAAUAGUAAAUGCAGAAA
Messenger RNA from Cylicocyclus nassatus, 506 nucleotides. The record is from the annotation of a GenBank genome assembly. NCBI's taxonomy places the organism in Eukaryota, Metazoa, Nematoda, Chromadorea, Rhabditida, Strongylidae.